Messenger RNA from Danio aesculapii, 6498 nucleotides. RefSeq names its product thyroid receptor-interacting protein 11-like. Bases 1 to 6498 code for a protein of 2165 amino acids. Gene Ontology annotation, molecular function: GTP binding. The record is from RefSeq and is a predicted model, not a curated record. The transcript is spliced from 5 exons. Lineage: Eukaryota; Metazoa; Chordata; Actinopteri; Cypriniformes; Danionidae.
AUGGGGCUGCGUCCGAGUGUUAACGGGAAAGCGGUUAUACGAGCAGAGCAGGUGAGCAAUGAGACUCCUCUGAGGAUUGUUCUUCUGGGGAAAAGCGUAUCAGAAAAUAGUGUUGUGGGAAACUUGAUCUUGGGCCGAUCGGCGCUUGACAGUGAAGCUCCUCCAGAUGUUGUGGAGAGAGUCGGAGGAAGACUGAAGCACAGACAUGUGACGCUUAUCAACAGUCCUCAGCUGCUACACAAACACAUCUCAGAUGAUCAGAUCACACAGAUGGUCAGAGAGUGUGUGAGUCUGUCUGAUCCAGGACCUCAAGUGGUGGUUCUGCUCCUCCAACAUCAGCAGUGUUCAGCAGAAGAUCAAGAGCGUGUGGAGAAGCUGCAGGACUCUUUCUCUGAGCGCCUUCUUCAACACACCCUGGUGCUCAGCACACAAGAGUCCACUGAACCCAAUCAGAUCCUGCAGAAGAUCAUCCAGAAGUGCUCAAACAGACACUUCAGUCUUCAGAGAAGCAGCUCUGCUGAUCAUCUUCUGCAGGCCUUUGAGGACAUCGAGCAGAGCAAUGAGGGACGACACCUGAUAUCUGCUCAAUAUGAAGCUUCUAAGUAUUUCUCAGUGGAACAAGAGGCCACACAAAGAGACUGUGAGAGGCUGAAUGUGUUGGUGUGUGGGAGCGACGGCUCACAGAAAUCCUCCAUCUCAGAGCUGAUCCUGCAACACACACACAGAAGAUCAGAGAGUGUGAGGACAGACGUGGAUCUUCAUACUAGACUGAUCAGUGUGCUGAAGCUUCCAGCUCUGUUCAACACUGGGUUCUCAGAGGAGGAAGUGAUGCGUCAGACUCUCCGCUGUGUGUCUCGCUGUCAUCCUGGAGUUCAUGCUUUCCUCCUCAUUAUUCCUGAUGCUCCACUCAAUAAUGAAGACAGAGCAGAAAUGGAGGAGAUCCAGAAGAUCUUCAGCUCCAGAAUCAACAAAUACAUCAUGAUCCUCAUCAUGCAGAAUUCAGAUCAUCAGACAGCAGAACUCAAUGAAGAAACAAAGGCUGUCAUUCAGAGUUUUGGAGGAAGACAUCAUUACUUUAAUCCUAAAACACAAGUGUCCACACUGAUGGAGAACAUUGAGAAGAUGCUGGAAGAAAACAGAGGAGGCUUUUACUCCACUGAGACAUUUCUGGAGGCGCAGAUGAAAAAUCUGAUGAAAUAUGAAGAGAAGAAGAAACUUCACUCACUAGAGACCCAAAGUUCAGCAGAGAGUGAAGAUGAACUGAGGAUUGUUCUUCUGGGGAAAACUGGAGUUGGUAAAAGUUCAACAGGAAACACAAUCUUAGGAAGAGACGUGUUUGCAGCAGGCACAUCUCAAGAAUCUGUCACUGAAAAGAGUCAGAGAGAAUCAUCUAAAAUCAAUGACAGACGCAUCACUGUGAUCGACACUCCAGGACUGUUUGAUACUGAACUAAGUAAAGAGGAGAUCCAGAGAGAAAUCAGCAACUGCAUCUCCAUGAUUUGCCCUGGACCACAUGUGUUGUUCAUCGUGCUCAGUUUAGGACAGAGAUUCACUAAAGAGUCCAAAUCUGUAAAGUUUAUCCAGGAGACGUUUGGUGAACACUCUCUAAUGUUUACUAUGGUGCUCUUCACCAGAGGAGACUUCCUGGAGAAUAAAACACUUGAAGAGUUUCUGGGGAAACCUGGAUCUGUGGUCAGAAAACUGCUUGAAACUUGUGGAAACAGAUACCAUGUGAUCAACAAUAAUCAGCCUGAAGACCGAACACAAGUGUCUGAUCUACUGGAGAUGAUAGACAACAUGGUGAAGGCAAACGGAGGAAGUUUCUACUCAUGUAAGAUGUUCAGAGAGAUGGAGAGAGAAAAACAAGAACAACAGAUGAAGAUCCUGAUGGACAGAGUCAGAGAAACAGAAGAAAAGAUGAAAAGACUAGAGAAAGAGAAAGACAAAAUGAAGAUGAUGAUGGAGGAAAAACAACAGAAGCAAGAGAAAGAAACAUUGGAGAAACUUAAACAAGAGAAGGACAGAAUGAAAAGAGAAAGAGAAGAUCUUCAGUCUAAACAUGAAGAAGAAAAAAACAGGAUGAAGAUCCAGAUCCAGCAAAUGAAUGGAAAAAGAGAAGAACUGAUAAAAAAACAUGAAGAAGAAAAAAUGAAAAUGACUUUGACAGAGCAACAAAAUCUGGAGAAAGAGAGAAAGAGUAGAGAAGAACUGAAAAAAGAAAUAAGCAAACAAGAGAAACAACAGAGAGAGACAAUAGAGGAGAUGAAGAGAGAACGAGAGACAUUUAGACACGAAAUAGAGGAGAUGAGGAAAGAAAGAGAAAAACUUCAGACCCAACAUAAGACAGAAACGAACCAACUGAUGAAGAGAAUAAAGGAUGAACGAGAGAAUUAUGAAACAGAGAGAACAAGAAGAGAAGGAGAGUUUAAUCAGAGAGAAGAACAAUAUAAAAGACAAAUGAAAGAGAAAGAAGAAAGAGAGAAAAAUAUCUGUGAGGAGAUGAAAAAAGAACAUGAGAAAUUGGAGAAACUGAAACUAGAAGAGAAGGACAGAACAAAAAAAGAGAAAGACAUUACAUCUAAACAUGAGGAAGAAAAAAACAGGAUGAAGAUCCAGAUAGAGCAAAUUAACGGAGAAAGAGAAGAACUGAUGAAGAAACAUGAAGAAGAGAAAGAGAAAAUGAAGACGAUGAUGGAGGAAGAGAAGAAGAGGAGAGAAGAACUGAUGAAGAAACAUGAUGAAGAGAAAGAGAAAAUGAAGACGAUGAUGGAGGAGGAACGACAGAAACAGGAGAAAGAGAGAAAGAGAGGAGAAGAACUGAUGAAGACACACAAAGAAGAGAAAGAGAAAAUAAGGAUGAUGAUGGAGGAAGAGAAGAAGAGGAGAGAAGAACUGAUGAAGAAACACGAAGAAGAGAAAGAGAUAAUGAAGAUGGAGGAAGAGAAGAGGAGAAAAGAACUGAUGAAGAAACAUGAAGAAGAGAAAGAGAAAAUGAAGACGGUGAUUGAGGAAGAGCGACAGAAACAGGAGAAAGAGAGAAAGAGAAGAGAAGAACUGAUGAAGAAACAUAAAGAAGAGAAAGAGAGAAUGAAGAUGAUGAUGGAGGAAGAGCGACAGAGUCAGGAGAAAGAGAGAAAGAGAGGAGAAGAACUGAUGAAGACACACGAAGAAGAGAAAGAGAAAAUGAAGAUGAUGAUGGAGGAAGAGAAGAAGAGGAGAGAAGAACUGAUGAAGAAACAUGAAGAGAAAGAGAGAACAAAGAUGAUGAUGGAGGAAGAGAAGAAGAGGAGAGAAGAACUGAUGAAGACACACAAAGAAGAGAAAGAGAAAAUGAAGAUGAUGAUGGAGGAAGAGAAGAAGAGGAGAGAAGAACUGAUGAAGAAACAUGAAGAAGAGAAAGAGAGAAUGAAGAUGAUGAUGGAGGAAGAGAAGAAGAGGAGAGAAGAACUGAUGAAGAAUCAUGAAGAAGAGAAAGAGAGAAUGAAGAUGAUGAUGAUGGAGGAGGAACGACAGAAACAGGAGAAAGAGAGAAAGAGAGGAGAAGAACUGAUGAAGACACACGAAGAAGAGAAAGAGAAAAUGAAGAUGAUGGAGGAAGAGAAGAAGAGGAGAGAAGAACUGAUGAAGAAACAUGAAGAAGAGAAAGAGAGAACAAAGAUGAUGAUGGAGGAAGAGAAGAAGUGGAGAGAACAACUGAUGAAGAAACAUGAAGAAGAGAAAGAGAGAAUGAAGAUGAUGAUGGAGGAAGAGCGACAGAGUCAGGAGAAAGAGAGAAAGAGAGGAGAAGAACUGAUGAAGAAACACGAAGAAGAGAAAGAGAAAAUGAAGAUGAUGAUGGAGGAAGAGAAGAAAAGGAGAGAAGAACUGAUGAAGAAACACGAAGAAGAGAAAGAGAAAAUGAAGAUGAUGAUGGAGGAAGAGAAGAAGAGGAGAGAAGAACUGAUGAAGAAUCAUGAAGAAGAGAAAGAGAGAAUGAAGAUGAUGAUGGAGGAAGAGCGACAGAAACAGGAGAAAGAGAGAAAGAGAAGAGAAGAGGAGUUUAAAGAAAGAGAAGAACAAAAUAAAAUACAGAUUAGAGGAAAACAAGAGGAAUGGGAGAAACAGAAACAAGAGGACGAGAAGAGAAGAGAAGAAAAACAGCAGAUUUCAGAUGAACAGAUUCAGAAACUCAAGAGUGAAACAGAGGGAAUAAUCAAAGAGAAAGAGAGAAAGGAAAGAGAGAGACAAACACAACUAGAGGAUUCAGAGAAGAGUUUGAAAGAAGAAAAAAAGAUGAGAGAAGAUCAACAAAAGAGUUUUAAAGAGAAACUGAAACUGCUCGAAAAACAGCAUAAAGAAGAACGAGAGCAGUGGAGAAAAGAAAAUGACAGAGAGAAAGAGAAGAUAAUGAGGAAAAUUAAGUCUGAAACUGAUAAUUCACUACAGGUCGCAGCCUACAGGAAACUGGAGACUAUAUACAGCGAGUGGUCCUGGAGUCUCCACAAUGCCAUGAUGGAAAUUGAGAACAAACUACACAACCAAAUAGAAAAUGAAGCAAUUCAGGAGGUUAAAGAAACUGAUCUUCAAACAGAACUGAAGACGACCAGUGAAGAAGUGGAAAAAUACAUGACUGAAUUCUUUGAGAAAGACACAGAUAAAUAUAUACUGAUUCAGUCGAAAACAUCAUUUAAAACCAAAAUCAAGGAGCUUCAGGAGAACGUUUUGAGAGAAGCAAAAAAUAAAUUAAAUGAGAUUCUUCAGCAACAUGACAUGAAUAGAAAGAUUGAUGCUCAGAGGAAACAUCAUGAAAACACUCUCUAUGCAAAGUGCAAAAACCAAUCUGAAAUAACUUCUGAAAAAAUAGUGAAGAGCAAAUUUUAUUUGAUUUGGGAACCGAGUAUGAAAGAUAUCAUCAGAGACACUUCUGCAAUCAGAGAGAUCGACAUAAUGCGAGAUGUGAGAAAGACCCUCAGUGACAUCUAUGAAAGUGCUCCUGUAGACCAAUGGAAGGACAGCAGGGAUAUUUUCAAAGUAAAAAGAUAUUCAGAAUAUGUUUGGCUGAAAAGAAACUACAGACGCAGUGGCCUACUACAAUUUACAAUUGAGUGGUUUGGUUACAUUCUGUCUAAAGUAGAUGAAGCCCAGAUCAGAUCAUUCGUCUCAGAUGUUGUUCAUCAGACAGACAGAAUGAUUCAGUCAUUUAACAUUACAAAGACGGGCUACAACAUCAGCCUCAUUCAACAACUCAUAUAUUACAUCAACACAAGAGAAUCAGAACAUGAGGAAGGAGCAGUGAAAUAUGUGUUCAAGGAUGAGUUCUUCAUUGAUUUGGUUUAUUCCAUCUGUAACAGAGCAAACAAGACGAUCACUGACCAACACACACUCUUCAGAGAAGCCAAUGAUCCUGAAAUAUACUUAAAAAAUAAACGAGAAGAGUACUAUAGUAUUUUCCAGAAAUACUGUCAUGGAGCAAAAUCAGCUGCUAUUUUUGCUGAGAUCAUCUGUCAGAAACUGAAGGAGCCCAUAGAGCAGAGCGUCUACAAGAAAACUGCCAGAGAUUUAGCCGAUGAAAUAAGAUCAAACUGUGAAUCACUGAAUGGAAACAGAACAAAUCUGGAGAAACACAUCCUGAAGACACUGGCAGAAGAGGAGGACUUUGACAAAUACAUGAACUACAUUCAUCAUCCCAGAGAACACUUCAAGAGUUUCAUCAGAGAUGAAGUCAGUCGCUACAUCAAAGACAAGUUCAGAGUCAGUCAAUAUUUACCCAAGAUAAACAAGAACAUUAAACUCCUGCAGCAGAAGAUCAUGAACGCAGCACAUCAAUCUACUGAACAUGUUCAAGUCAACAGUGGAGAUGUUGGUUUGUGGUUGAAGAGUUUCACACAGCAGCUCUCAGAUCAGCUGAUCUUCUCUGAAAAAGACCUCAGUGAAGUCAAACAUGAUGAUGUUGAUGAUUUCAGACUCCUAGAAGAUGUGAUCAGACAAGAGCUUCCUGCUGUAAUGUCAGACAUCAAAGGGAGAUUCAACAAAGACACAUUUCCAGUAAAGCUGGACUAUAAGUUCAGGCCAGAUGAGCUUCUGAUUGAUCGUCUCUGUCAGUGCUGUUGGGUUCAGUGUCCAUUCUGUGGAGCCACCUGCACAAACACCACAGAGGGCCAUCAUGGAGAUCACAGUGUUCCUUUCCACCGUGUAAUUGGACUAAAUAGACAGUUUUGUGCAGGAACAAGAAACUUGUCUAUUACCAUCUGCACAUCAGCAGUGGCCAGUGAUCAAUCUUUUAAUCUCACUGCCUCACCUAAAUCAGUCCCCUGGAGAGAUUACAGAACAGCAGGAGGAGUUUAUGCAGACUGGAGCAUCACUCCUGAUCUCUCUGAACUGCCCUACUGGAAGUGGUUUGUCUGUAGAUUCCAGAAAGAUCUGGAAAAAUACUACAGUAAAACAUUUGAGAAGAAAGGUAAUAUACCAGUCGAAUGGAAAAAAUACACAAAACGAGAUGCUGCUAAGAGUUUGGAUUAA